GGAUUUGGCUGGUGAGUUCGCCAAUAGACAGGCAGUCGGGCACCACGAGAUUUGCAAGAUUGCGAUAUCCGUCGAGCACUAUCGUGCGACGCGAGCAACGUCUAACUGAGAGCGAAUCACUUCGAGACCUGACUCACAAAAGUGUCGGUAUCCACCUGUUGGCUGGGAGCGUAGCAUAGCAGCUGCACAGGUACAUAACCCGCAGCCACGAUGGAAGGGAACAACGAAGACACUUGGCUGGAUAAUCUGAUCAGUGAUGGUCUUCGCCAACAAGAGUUGCAGCUGCAGCAGCCGCAUGACUCGCCUGUGACGGCAUUUGUCAAUCCUGCUAUGGGAGAUCAAGCAUUUCCAGACACAUUUGACAUGCGCAGCAAUAGCACGAAGACCACCUUCCCCAAUUCAUCGGUCUCAUCUCAAACAUGGCAAGCGCCUACCACCAACCCAAGCUCGUCUGAGCUACCUACUUCAUUUGCGUUUGACUUCUCCAUGCUGAUGACAGCUCCUCAGCCACCUGUCAUGACAACGCCGCCUACCAAUAGUGCUACGACCCAGUUCUCGGACGCCAAGAAGGACUACGAUGCGCUCAUGUCUUUCCUCUUCGACCCAACCGAUGCUCAGGAUAUGAUGGACCUCAUGCUUGCCUCUCAAGCUCUGGACGAUUUCAGUCCCGAGUCAAACGAGUCCAUACCGAUCACUUCUUACAGCGGCCAGCAACCGGUACUGAAAUACAACGGCGAUUUUCAGUCGCAGCCCCAGCUGCAGCAGUCUUGGGCCCCGCUCAGUGCGCCUGCCCCGCAGACGACGCCAUUGUGGGAUGCACAGAGCCAGCAAGCUCACAUGUUUCCGACGCAGAAGCCGCUAGCCCCCGCUAUGCCGGACAACUCGAGCGUGACGGGCGCCACCGUCCUUUUUGGCCACAGUGCAUAUAUGAGUUUCGAUGUGAACGGCAAGGGUACUGUCACCAGCGGCGCAGCAGGCGAGCAAGCCUCUCGCGCGGGUGGAUCCUCGCCAAAACGAAAAGCCCAAGCGCUGGAGCAAGAGUCUUCCCUGGCGGGCUCUCGGACUGUUCCGGACCAGGUCUACGAGGAGCGCCUAGCGGAGCGACGAGGUAUCACUGGCCGCAUUGCCGGAAAAUCGGUCGUAGAAGUCAGCAUCAAAUGCGGAGAGCCGACUUGCAACAAUAUCGACAAGAUUGUCAUCUUGGCAAAUGCACUCUUCCACCACAGCGACUCGCCGAAACAAGUCUCUGAGGACUACCGCAUCACUGCCAAGUGUCGGCCGUGCCAGCUGAUGGAUAAGCCUUCCCCUGGCGCGUCAUUUUCACCGUCGAGGGAGGCCGGCAUUACAAAACCUGGCUGGGGCAGGCGGGUUUUUCAGAAGUGCGAUGUGUGUGAGCAAGCCCUUGGUGAGGUCAUCAUUGAGGCGGUCGUGUCCAGUCCCGAGGGCUCAACAGACUCGAGCAGCAGCGCCCCUUCCGGUGCAAGCAGUGGCGGGCUCGACGAGAAGCAGCGUAUACCUGUGGAGGCCAUCUGCGCUGCCUGCGAUGUCGCGUUUGCCUGGUGCACCCAGUGUGGUGGGGGCGGAGCGUACCGCACGGGUAAAUGGCGACCAAAGCAGCUUUUCCCACCAGGCAGGAAGACAUGUCGGCUCCGCACAAUUCGACUGUCCGGCACGCCAUCGGUGGAGAUCUUCGACAUUGGCGUGCCGAACGAGCCGGUACCUCGGGAUGUCAUCGACGGGUGUCAGGAAGUGUUCGAAACCAAAUUCUUGUUCAGAUACGCCAAACCGCAAUAUUUGAGACACAACAUCACGUUUGAAAAGCUGGUGCAGCUGAUGGGGGACUACUGGAGCUGGAUCGAGCAGCGGCUGAUGGCUACAGCAGAUACGCUGCCCGAUGACAUGCGGCGCGUCAUGGGCAUCAUGCGAGGACCUUUCACGGUCGCAGGCAAAGGCAAGGUCGCGACGAGCGGCGUACUUAGCUAUCAAGUGAUGGAAUGGAAGCCGCUUGACCGCACGAUCUGCCUUGUAGGCUCAGGAAUCGCGCUUACGGGUCUCAGUAGUGCGCGCUGGAUGCUGCUGCACGGUCGCUCGAUCACCUAUCGCAUCUUUCUUCUUUGCCACGAGCCUCCGGACCAACAUCCCGACGAUGCGUCAUACAUCGAACCUUCAGUGCCAGAGCCCCUUGUUCAGCACCCGACACGCUUGUACCGGCUAGAACUGAUUUCAAAUCCGGAGCGCAGACGAUACUUCCUCACCAACGGGUGGAGGGAGAGCGGCCGGACGAAGUUCGACGAAGCGAGCGCGUCAAGCGCCAAGGCGUGGUUGCGGUACGAUCAAGCCACUCGGCUCCAGCUGGAUAUGGGCUUAGCGUCGUCUUUCCCGCAGCAGGUCCCAGACGGCAGCCUGUACACUGGUGGCCGUAAUCAAAAUGACCUCGUCGAGUUAGAGUUUCCAUUCGAUUACGGCACGGGCGUGCCAGACGCAAUAGCGACGAUGGUACGUGUCAGCAAGGCAAAGACCAUCAUGCGGCCCCUGAGGGGCGAUGAACAAUCCAACCACCCCAACUAUCCUUGCGUCAAGAUUGGACCUCAAGAAGCUUGAUUCAGUUUCCCCAGUUUUAGCAUUGGUUUCUCCUGCUGUAUCAUUUCG
Messenger RNA from Tilletiaria anomala UBC 951, 2649 nucleotides. RefSeq lists its product as uncharacterized. Lineage: Eukaryota; Fungi; Basidiomycota; Exobasidiomycetes; Georgefischeriales; Tilletiariaceae. The transcript has 2 exons. The record is from RefSeq and is a predicted model, not a curated record. Bases 211 to 2601 code for a protein of 796 amino acids.